Messenger RNA from Peromyscus californicus insignis, 1885 nucleotides. Its product is annotated as distal membrane-arm assembly complex protein 1-like. Bases 51 to 374 code for a protein of 107 amino acids. The record is from RefSeq and is a predicted model, not a curated record. The transcript is spliced from 2 exons. Lineage: Eukaryota; Metazoa; Chordata; Mammalia; Rodentia; Cricetidae.
UUUUACGUCAGUUCAAAGCAAAGGUUCGGCGGCUUGUUCACCCUUCUGACAUGGGGUCCUCGUGGUCGGGGAAUGCCGAGCUUCCUGGGUCUUCAUCCAUAGCUGCCCCCGCGAACCCACCCGCGAAAGCCUCCGCGCCGGCCUCCCUCGCACAGGACUCUGCUUUUAAAAACUGCUGGAGCUGUCGCUUGCUUUCUGGGUCUGCGCUCUUGGGGGCGGGCGCCUACGUCUACCUGCUGGCCAGGAGGCCCAUGAAGCAGGGAAUGCCGCCCAAUCCAGGCGCCAUAGCGCAGAUGGUCGUCGGCAUCAGUAUUGCUUGCUGGGGUGUAGUUGUCCUGGCAGACCCCAGAGGGAAGUCCCACCGAGUUGUUUGAAAGCACCAGCAGUUAACAGCUGCAAGGCAGAAAAAAACCAGCCUUGUGGUGGUGGAUAUUCUUGGCAGCCGUGGACAAGGAUGCACUUCAUUAUAGGACAUACUGAGAAGACUGUGACAACAUGAGCUGCCAUUCUUUGGCCAUGGAUGUUUAUGGUUUUCUCCCCUCAGGUUAUAAAGGGACAAAUAAAUCCCCUGGAAGUAAAUGGUUCCAUGUCUUGUCCAGGAAGGUUGUGUGUAAUUCGAAUUAUACUGAAAGAUGACAGUUUUAAGAAGUUAUUAAAAUGGAGUAAAUGAUAGGCCAAUAAUGAAAUAAAUUAUUUUAUUAUUAUAGUAAGUAGUUCUUUUUAUUUUUCUAAUCGUAUCAAUAGCUGUUGCCAGCCUAAACCCUGGAUAGAUACGUGGAACUAGAUUUGAAAGUUUUUCAUGCUUUCCAGAGUUUCUUUAUGUCCUUCACUGAGUGAGAGCUGCUGAUUUGUUAUUUCGUUGGUAAACCUUGAAACCAACCGGUGGGUUUGCGUCCGUGUUUCAUCAGAGCAGUGAUGGAGUGAAAAGAUUUUCUCCCCAGCUCUCUCACAGGUGGAGUAGUUCCAAAGAAGCAGGAGUUACCUUUAUCCACCAAAUAUCAGUACAUAAUUAAAGAUGUAAAUAUCAAAAUAUUUGAGAAAAAUUCAAAAAGAAAAACUGUUGAUGGCUUUGCCUAUAGGUAUUAUAAGUAUUCUAGAUUGGAAUUGGGAUGAUUUUGGAUAAGAGAAAUGUGUGCUUGUUGUCAGGGCUUGGUUUUUUAGGUGUUCUCUGAAAUACUGAGGUGCCUGUGCAAAGGUAUGUUUAGGUGGUUCUUCAAAGUAGAAAGAUACUAUUCAGUAUGAAUUAGUGUUGAGUACUAUGUUGAGCAAGUAUUUUAACUUUUUUGAUAAUUUUAUAUAUGUAUUUAAAAUAUUUUGAUUAUACAUCCUCUGAUAUCUUUUCAUCUCUUAUCUUUUUUUUUUAAUGACCCACUGAGUUUAAUUAGGAUAUUAGGAUUGCUUGCAUAAACAUAAGCAGGAGUCUGGACUACAGUAAUGAAGUGAAUAUUUUUUGGUUUGGUUUGGCUUGGUUUGAUCUGGUGUCUGGGUGCAUUUGAAAAUUAUGUUUAUAGUAACAGUGCAAGGGUGUCCUGGUUUAUUUAUUAGUGUUUUGUUUUUCUCAACCUGACACAAGCUAGACUUACAUCAGUAGAGAAACCUCAAUUUAAAAGAAUUCCCUUAUAAGGUUGCCUGUGGGCAAAUUUGUGGGGCAUUUUCUUGAAUAAUGAUUAUAUGGGAGGGCCCAGCCCACUGUAGGUAGUAUCACCCCUGGGCAGGUAGUCCUGGAGAGGGUAAGAUGAGCAAGCUAGGGGGAGCAAACCAGUAAGCAGCACUCCUCCAAAGUCUCUGCUUCAUUUCCCAUCUCCAGUUUCCUGCUCUGAGUUCCUGUCUUGGCUUCCCCAUGAUAGACUGUAACCUGUAAGCCAAAUAAACUCUUUCCUCUAAA